AUGACGUCAACUAGGAGUUCAAGUUCAGGUUCCAAAGGACCAGGAAACACAAAGGGUGCUCAGGGUUUUUCUGGAAGACCCAGUGAUGUGACACGGAGGUUGUCAAGUGACGAGAAAAUAGACAAUAUUUUCGAGAUUGUGUCCACUCUGCAGCAUGACAUGAAUGUGCAAAUUAAAUCUCUCCGUGAGGAAAUUAAAGAGGAAAACAAAGAACUUGUUGAAAGACUUGGGGGCCGAAUAUUUGAAUUAGAGGAACAAAACUCCAAACUGACACAGACUGUAGAAAGACUGGAACAAAAAGUGAUAGAGUUAGAGGAUAAACAAUACCAGAUUGCGUACAAACAGAACGAUUUAGAGCAGCAUGGGCGAAAGAACUCUAUUAGAAUUAUUGGUCUAGAAGACACAGACAAGCAUGAAUCUGCUGAGGGAUGUGUUAGUAAAAUUGUAGGAUUUGUAAAGUCCAAACUGAAAGUGAACAUUCAGGAAAAAGACAUUGAUAUUGCCCACAGACUUGACCCUUAUCAGACAAACAAACCCAGGAGUGUUAUCUGUAAAUUUGUUUGUCGCCGAAAAAAGAUUGAGGUGAUUCGGAACAGGAAGGCUCUUAAGGGAUCAAAGUGUUUCAUAUCAGAGGACUUGACCCAGGUCAAUCAGCAAAAACUUAGGGAUGCAUUCCAACUCCCGUGUGUUGAAAGAUCAUGGAGUAUGGAUGGAAAACUUUUUGUGCUUCUGAAGAAUGGUCGGAAAAGGAGACUUCAAAAUGACACUCCCUUAUGUGAAAAGUUCCUGUUGGAUGACAAAACCUUUCCGCGAUUCUGA
Molecule: messenger RNA, 819 nt
Organism: Ylistrum balloti
Lineage: Eukaryota; Metazoa; Mollusca; Bivalvia; Pectinida; Pectinidae
Exons: 1
Coding region: 1-819 (272 amino acids)
Source: RefSeq, a predicted model, not a curated record